GCUGCCAUUAUCCUGCCCUUGUCUGUACUUUCAUUUUAUUUGAGCUUCUUUGAGAGAGAGGAUAGAGCUGUGCUGAAAAGAAGAAUCAAGUAAACAUGAACUUCGUCUUGUGCUUUGCAGCCCUAGCUGCAGUUUGCUUGGCAGUGGAAUCCAAACGCUCACCACCCAAAAUUCAGGUGUACAGCCAGGGGCCAGGCGAGUAUGGCAAGGAAAAUGUCCUGAUCUGCCAUGUGAGCAAGUUCCACCCACCUGAUGUUAGCAUCGUGCUAAUGAAGAACGGAGUAGAAAUCCCAGGCACCAAGCAGACUGACCUGUCCUUUGGAAAGGACUGGCACUUCUAUCUGACCAAGCACGUCAAGUUCACACCCAACAAAGGAGAGGAGUACACCUGCAAGGUCACCCAUGGGGAAAACACAAGCUCUCACUACUGGGAGCCAAACAUGUAACUGUCCUCAGACCCACUCCACUCUACCCUGGGAAUAGUGCAUUUGAUCACUGCAACAGAUAUUAGUUUGGAGCAGUCUGCAAUACAGUCACGCAACACCACCGCCUCUUGUGACAUCAGCUACAGCUGCGAUUAUUCUUCAGUUGUUCAAUCAAAAGGAUCUUUCUCACUUUUCUUUUUACAAUAGCAAAUACCAAUACUCACAUUAUGGGGAAUCUAAACGUUCAUAUAGUCAUUUAAUAUGACAACGCGUGGGCUGUAGGUCUUUUAGUCACAAAAUUUAGCAGUGUUUCAUUUAAAUUUCCCAUCUUUAUACAUCAAAUUGUCUGUACAUUUAGUUUUAGAUUUAAGUGCAACAUAUGUUUAAUCUGUCUGUAAUAUUUGUUUCUAGGAACUGUUUUGAUUGUUUUUCUACUUAAAUUAGAGAUUCGAAAUGGUGAUUGGUGAAGGUUGACAAAUUUGUGUGAUGAUUUAUUGUAUGUUUGGUCUUUUUUCUGAGGUAAAUGUUUAUUUAACAAAUAAAUAAAUUCCUCUCUA
This is a messenger RNA of Betta splendens (Siamese fighting fish), 982 nucleotides long. RefSeq names its product beta-2-microglobulin-like. Gene Ontology annotation, molecular function: MHC class II protein complex binding. Lineage: Eukaryota; Metazoa; Chordata; Actinopteri; Anabantiformes; Osphronemidae. The record is from RefSeq and is a predicted model, not a curated record. The transcript has 3 exons. Gene Ontology annotation, biological process: positive regulation of T cell activation; antigen processing and presentation of exogenous peptide antigen via MHC class II; peptide antigen assembly with MHC class II protein complex. Bases 96 to 446 code for a protein of 116 amino acids. Gene Ontology annotation, cellular component: MHC class II protein complex.